UUCAUAAAUAACAUUAUUUUCUAUCAAAACAUUUAUAUAAAAUUACACAUGAGCUGUGAGUGCCAGAUCUUUUAAAUCAGAACUUCCUAACGAACAUGUUUACCUGCAGGUUUUCACCUGAUCCCAACAGGCAGGUGACAGGUGUCCGGUGGGCGGGGCUUGUUGCAGCUCGUGCAGUCUGCUCAGUGCUGAUAGAGCUCGUGCUGUCGCUCGGUCUGCAGUAAUUCUCAGAAACAAGAGAAGAAGAAGCCGGAGGACUCAGGACUGACUGUCGCUGUGUGAGACUUUUAUCUGAGGCGGAUCCUUGUAGAACGUGGACUUUAAAGAUCGUACAGUCAGCUGCUGGUUUCUGUUGUGGUUUUACUGGUUCCAGUUUGUCCGCUCGGCCUCAUUAACUCACCCGCUGCUGCUGACACAACUGACGUUUGUCUGGAGACCCCUCAAGCUCCUCCCACUCCUCUGACAUCAUAGUGUGGGACUUGACCCGGUGUCACUGCGGAGACGACACGUGACCCGCCCCCACAACCUGGUGAGGAAGAGGAGGAGCAGGAGGAGGAGAGCCUGAGCAGGAUGCUGCCCCAAAGCAAGAGAAGACCUGAAGAAGAGGAGGAGGAUGAGAAGGAGUCCAUCCUUCCUCCUCCUCUUCCUCCCAUUACCAUGACGACCUCAAAGGACAGCCAAACAGAGCCUACAGUGAGCCCUCUGGCCAAUCGGGAGGUCAGCUCAGACUCGGGGGAGGAUACGGGGGUGACACUGUCAGACUCCAACAGGGAGGUGUUACCGUGGCAACAGAAGAACGAGGAGGAGGAGCAUGACGAAGAGGAGACGCAGGCGGUGGCCUCGUCUCCUGAUGGACGAUUCCUCAAGUUCAACAUUGAGAUCGGACGAGGAUCCUUCAAGACGGUUUACAGAGGUCUGGACACGGAGACCACGGUGGAGGUGGCCUGGUGUGAGCUGCAGACCCAUCGUCUGAACAAGGUGGAGCGUCAGCGGUUCUGUGAGGAGGUGGAGAUGCUGAAAGCUCUGCAGCAUCCCAACAUCGUCCGAUUCUUCGACUCCUGGAAGUCGGUGCAGAAGGGCCGCAAGUGCACCAUCCUGGUGACGGAGCUGAUGACGUCCGGGACCCUCAAAACGUACCUGCGCAGGUUCCGUCAGAUGAAGCUGAAGCUGCUGCAGCGCUGGAGUUUCCAGAUCCUGAAGGGGCUUCAUUUCCUGCACUCACGCUCCCCUCCCAUCCUGCACCGGGACCUCAAGUGCGAAAACAUCUUCAUCACCGGGCCCACCGCCUCCGUCAAGAUCGGCGACCUGGGCCUUGCCACGCUCAAGAAGGCCUCGUUCGCCAAGAGCGUCAUCGGGACCCCGGAGUUUAUGGCUCCAGAGAUGUACGAGGAGAAAUACGAUGAGGCUGUGGACAUUUACGCCUUCGGAAUGUGCAUCCUGGAGAUGGCGACCUCCGAGUAUCCAUACUCUGAGUGUCAGAACGCCGCCCAGAUCUACCGCAAAGUCACCAAUGGAAUCAAACCAGACAGUUUCCUCAAAGUCAAAGUCCCGGAGCUGAAGGAGAUAAUUGACGGCUGUAUCCGAACCAACAGCAGCGAGAGGUUCACGGUUCAGGACCUGCUGGACCACCGGUUCUUCCAAGAGGAGCUGGGCGUUCAUGUGGAGCUCGCCGAGGACGACGACGGCUCGAGGGCGGCGCUGAAGCUCUGGCUCCGGAUGGAUGACAACAAGAAGCUUCACGGAAAAUACAAAGACAACAACGCCAUCGAGUUCCUGUUCGAGCUGUACAAAGACGUCCCCGAGGAGGUGGCCCAGGAGAUGGUGGUGUUGGGUUUUGUGUGCGAGGCGGACUAUAAGCUGGUUGCCAAGGCGAUCAGACACAGAGUGACGGCCAUAAAACGUCAGCGGGAGAAACAGCGGCGCCUGAAUGAGGGAGCUCUGAACCGCCAAACGGACGCCGUCAUCGAGGAGGAGCUGGACCCCACCCCCAAACCACCUGAACCAUCCAAUCAGAGACCUGCACCUGCUGCAAGCGCAUCAGCUGAGGGGAAGGUAGCCAGCCAGCAGGACGCAGCAGUUUUUCAAGCACCGCCCCCCCCCUGGAUAGAAGCCCCACCCAUGGUAACCAUGGCAUCAUCAAUGCUGUCAUCAAGCAGCAGCCUGGUAGAUUCUGGGAUCAGCAGCAUGUUCAGUAGGACGGAGGAAGACGGAGACGAGGACGACAAGGCAGCCAAACACACGUCGUACUCCUCUGCCACAUCGGACUGUGAGAUAGACAACUCCUCAGGUGUCACAGAGAAGGUCGAAGCCACGCCCUCUCCUGUCACAAAUCCCACCUCUGCCCUGUCCUUCUCUGCUCCUGCUCCAGUGGCUCAGGAAACCCCUCGCCUUGAAGCUUCUCCCUCUUUGACCCGGGCUCCAUCCAAGGCUCCGCCCCUUCCUGUGCUGCGUUUCCCCAAGAGCAUCGCUGUGUCCCAUAAUGCAGAGCAGCCGUCGUCUGAAUCAGUCUGCGGCUUCUCCUCACCUGUUGAUAGCUGCACCUCUGACGUGACAUCAGGUUUGAGUGACGGCACUGACGGCCAAUCAGAUAAGGGCAACCAGGAAGUAAGGAAAAGGGUGGCGAUGAAGCAGUUCAGGAGGAGAGCGAGGGCUCGUCUGAAAAUCACCGGGGUGUCAGACAUGGUGGACCGGGUGGUGGAGUGUCAGCUGCAGACUCACAACAUUAAGAUGGUGACCUUUAAAUUCGACCUUGACGGAGACAAUCCAGAGGACAUCGCGUCUGUGAUGCUCCACAGAGACUUCAUCCUCCCGUCAGAGCGGGAAGGAUUCAUUCUCCGCAUGUAUGAGAUCAUCACAAGGGUGGAGUCACUGAUGCAUCAGCAGCCAGCAGACACGGACGGGUUGUCUCACCUAACCCCCCCCUCGCUGCCUGAGUCCACGCCUCACCUGUCGACCCCGGGCCUCUCCAGAGCACUAUCCUUAUCCUCACUACCUGACAUUGAUGCUGACCCCUCUCCCUUAAAGGGCGUAGACUUCUACAUCGACCCUGAGGCCACGCCCGCCGUCAGGCCGCUGAGGUCACAGUCUUUUCACACCUCAUCAGCUUCCUCCCAUCAGCCCCCCAUCUAUCCCUUCCAAUACCCCCACCCAGACUCCGCCCUUUCCUCCUCCCACCUCCCUCCUCCUCAGUAUCACCUCCAGUCUACCCCCUAUUCCCCCUACACCGCCCCCUUCCCCGCUCAGAGCCCCGCCCCCGGCCUCCAUGGAGUCCACAGUAACCCCUCCCUCCUCAGCCCCCCAUCCACCUCUUCCUCGGCCCCUCCCCCUCCUCACUGGCCCCCCCCUGACCAGCCUUUCUUCACUCUGACCAACAUGCUCUCUCUGGCCAUGAGCAUGGCCCAGACCUUCAUGCCCCCACCUGGGGCCCCGAACCAGGGCUUUCUCCCCCACAACCAGCCCCUGUCUCCCCCGUUCGCCUCCCCCCAACCCCUCCAUUCUCCCCCCAUGUCUCCAUCCCUGGGCCCUAAGCUCCACCCUCCACCUGCCUCCUUCUCUGCUCCGCUCUCCUCCCAACCUCCCCACAGCCACCAACUCACUCAGACAGGCUCCGCCCAUGACAGCCAGCAGGGGGCGUCGCCAGGCCGGACUGACACACCUCAGUCAUUGCCACGUCACAGUCACAUGGUUCAGCUGAAGGUCGGCUCAGCUCCGCCCCCUCAUGGUUCAGAGACGGUCGCUGCUCCCAGUGCUCCCAGUCCGACCAGUGCACCCAGUCUGACCAGUGCUCCCAGUCCGACCAGUGCUCCCAGUCCGACCAGUGCACCCAGUCCGACCAGUGCACCCAGUCUGACCAGUGCUCCCAGUCUGACCAGUGCACCCAGUCUGACCAGUGCACCCAGUCUGACCAGUGCUCCCAGUCUGACCAGUGCUCCCAGUCUGACCAGUGCUCCCAGUCCGAGCAGUGCUCCCAGUCUGACCAGUGCUCCCAGUGCUCCCAGUCUGACCAGUGCUCCCAGUGCUCCCAGUCUGACCAGUGCUGCUCCUCACAGAGUGUCUCCCCCCAUCCUCCCAUCACCCAGACUGUCCCCCAUUCAGGAGGUGAAGAAACCUUCAGUCGUCACUGUCGGUCGUUUCCAGGUGACGCCCUCUAAAGACGUUCCCGCUGUCUAUCAUCAGGGGCCCCGCCCACUCGACCAGGCCACACCCACCGCCCACUCUCCACCUCCCUCCAGGCCAAAACAAUCAGGGAGCUCAGAGAGCAGCACGGAGGAACAGAACGAAUCAGACAGUAGCAUCGCCAUGGUGACAGUCUCCCUGGCUGGUGGUUACCAUGACAACCCUGGAGGACAGGAGGACGAGUGGAGGAGGGGCGAGGAUGAAGAGGAGGAGGAGAGGAAGAGGAGGAGGGGUCAGAGGCUGAGUGUCAGUCAGUGGGAGGGGUCAGCCAGCAGCGCUGGCUUCAGCCAAUCACGGAGCCGCUCUGCACCCGUCUUCAGCUCUGACGAAUCAGAGAGCGAGAAGGAGGAGAUGUGGGAGGAGCUACAGGAGCUGCGGGAAAGACACCUGACGGAGGUGCAGAACCUACAGGCCAAUCAGAAGCGAGAGAUCGAGGAGCUGUACCUGAGGAUGGGUAAAGCCCCGCCCCCUGGUAUCGUCUCUCCGGCCGCGAUGUUGAACCAUCGCCAACGCCGCCUCUCCAAGAGCGGGAACUACCCACCUGCUCACAAAAACAGCCUACAGAGACUUGACGUGCUGCCCCCUGCAGGCAUCAUGAGGAAGAGUUCGCUCAGCGGCAGCAGCAGCGGCUCUCAGGAGAGAGCAGGGAAAGGAGUGACCUUUGCCCCCGAACACACCUGUAUGGUGAGUUCACACCCUCACCUGUACAGCUCCAUGACAGAGAGCACCUGCUGACUGAUGAGGAGGACGAAGAAAGAGGAAGAGGAGCGACACGUUGCUUUAUUAUCAAAGCUGCAGAGAGACGAACACCUGAUCUGGGUUUUAUAAACUGUCCCAGCUCCUGGAUCUGGUCUGAGACCUGGAUCUGAUCUGAGACCUGGAUCUGGUCUAAGACCUGAGACCUGGAUCUGAUCUGAGACCUGGAUCUGAUCUGAGACCUGAGACCUGGAUCUGAUCUGACACCUGGAUCUGGUCUGAUCUGAGACCUGGAUCUGGUCUAAGACCUGAGACCUGGAUCUGAUCUGACACCUGGAUCUGGUCUGAUCUGACACCUGGAUCUGGUCUGAUCUGAGACCUGGAUCUGGUCUGAGCUGCUCGUCCUCCUCUGACCUGGAUCAGUUGUUUCUGCAUGAACACGUCAUCAGACCCUCGCAGCUGAUUUUACACAUUUUAUAUGUUUGUGAUUGUUUGUGUUUGACUGCUGUCAAUCAAAUCAGCUGCAGAGUUUCUGAGUGCUCGAUGUGAAUCUAUAACUUUGACGUGCUGCUCAUGAAGUCCACCUCCUGCUGUAUUCUGAGUCUGUAUCCACCGACCCGGAACCACCGCGCUCCGUAUUAAGAGGUGAUGUCAUAAAGACUUGUUGUGACGUUUGAAGAGAGACGACUGAACGAACAGAAGCUCCAGCACAGCGAGCGCCGCCUCAGGUGACGUCUGGCCGAGAUGUGAAGAGAUGAACAUGUGGGUUUGGACGUGUUGCAUUCAGAGCCCACACCCUUCGGAGGACUCUGCUUUCCUCACAUAAACUUUCUGUUUUCAGUCUCUUAGUUUUAACAGAUGUACCAUAUUAUUUUCAUUACUGGAGUCCAAUGCAUCUUGUGAUAUGUUGGACCAGAAAGGAUUCACCCCCCACUGGGAACUCGUCUUUGACAUGAAACCAGAAUUUACAGGAUUCAUUUAAUCUCAGUUUGUAAAGUUUGAAUUAUUCCAAUAUUAAACCUCAUAUUUGAAAGUUUUUUGCCCAAUAAAAGUUUGAUGGUAGAAUUAUAAAAA
Molecule: messenger RNA, 5946 nt
Organism: Seriola aureovittata
Lineage: Eukaryota; Metazoa; Chordata; Actinopteri; Carangiformes; Carangidae
Product: serine/threonine-protein kinase WNK4-like
Exons: 25
Coding region: 571-4911 (1446 amino acids)
Biological process (GO): protein phosphorylation; negative regulation of sodium ion transport; renal sodium ion absorption
Cellular component (GO): cytosol; cytoplasm
Molecular function (GO): potassium channel inhibitor activity; protein serine/threonine kinase activity; chloride channel inhibitor activity
Source: RefSeq, a predicted model, not a curated record